This is a messenger RNA of Iphiclides podalirius (scarce swallowtail), 978 nucleotides long. The record is from the annotation of a GenBank genome assembly. Lineage: Eukaryota; Metazoa; Arthropoda; Insecta; Lepidoptera; Papilionidae.
AUGUUUCUUGGAGUUUUUAGCUACAUCAGCGAUAUUACCUCUGAAGAGUCGCGAACAUUCAGAAAAAUGGGUUACUAUGGAAUUUUCUCGAUGACAGCCAUACUAUUUGUUCUGGUUCUUACAUAUGGAUGUUUCUGCUUAAAAGAACCCGAUGAAUGGCUACGGGAAAAAGGUCUUCCAGUGGUAGACCGCACAGGGACGCCCAAAGUGAGUUUCUUUAAUAUAUCACACGUGUCAGAUACUGUGGCAGUGGCAACCAGGAAACGACCAUCUAAUAGGCGUGUAAAAGUGAUCCUGACGCUUUUUAGUGUCUUCAUUUUAUAUGGACCAUCCAUGUCUGAACAUAUGAUAUUCUAUCUGUUCGUGCGCAAUAGGCUGAACUGGGAUAUGGUCAAGUACGGUCUCUUCACGAGCUACUCAAUUAUUCUUCAUUCAUUUGGUGCAAUGUUCUCAAUAACGGUACUGAGCAAACGGCUUCAGAUCGAUGACUCUUUCCUUUGCCUCAUAUCAAUCGCCAGCAAGUUCGUUGGAUCUAUUUGGACGGCUUUUGUACAAACAGACAUAGAAAUGUACCUAGUGCCUGUAGCCGAGAUACUGAAUGCCACCACGUUUACAUCUCUGCGUUCAAUUAUAUCGAAAUUAGUAGAUAAACAGGAGACUGCUAAAGUGAACUCAUUGUUUUCUCUAACUGAGACGCUUGCCUCUCUCGUGUUCCAUCCAUUCUACUCCUGGAUGUACAUGAAGACGCUUUAUGCACUUCCCGGGGCGGUGUUCCUCAUUAGUGCAGCACUUAUUGUUCCCGCCGCUUUUAUUCUCACGUCAUUCUUCAUUCAACACAGGAAAGAACUUAGAAAUGCUAGAAAGGCAGCUUUGGAAGCUGAAGAAAAAAGAGAUGCCACUAACUGUAUAGCAUCCAAAAGCAAUUAUUUACCGGAAACUAUAAAACGGAUAGAAACUGAAGAACACAAUGGAAAAAUA